Molecule: messenger RNA, 1074 nt
Organism: Olea europaea var. sylvestris
Lineage: Eukaryota; Viridiplantae; Streptophyta; Magnoliopsida; Lamiales; Oleaceae
Exons: 4
Coding region: 1-1074 (357 amino acids)
Molecular function (GO): nucleic acid binding; RNA-DNA hybrid ribonuclease activity
Source: RefSeq, a predicted model, not a curated record
AUGAAGCUCAAUCCAGAGAAGUGUGUAUUCGGCGUAGCUUCAGGGAAGUUUCUGGGUUUCACGAUCACUCAUAGGGGGAUUGAGGCCAACCCCGAUAAGAUUCAGGCUUUGGCAGCAAUGGAAUCACCAAGGACCAAGAAAGAAGUUCAAAAGUUAAUGGGCAAGGAGCUCAAGCAGACAUUGGAAUCUCCUCAUAUCCUCACCAAACCCGAGCCCGGGGAUACUUUGUAUAUGUAUUUAGCUGUGUCUCAGAAUGCAGUAAGUGGUGUCUUCGUGAAAGAGGUUAACAGGGCUCAACAACCCAUUUAUUACAAACUAGAUGUCUCAGAAAGAUUACUGAAGUGGGUAAUUGAACUCAAAGAAUUGGAUAUAGAGUUCAAGCCCCGACCAUCUAUCAUAGCUCAGGCCUUAGCUGACUUUAUUGUAGAACUCACCCCAAGGCCUCGGGGGCCAGAUGGUAGCUCGAGCUCUUCCACAGACAUUCAGUGUGCACUCAAGUGCGAAUUUGAGGCAACCAAUAAUGAAGCAGAGUAUGAGGCCGUCAUCAUAGCCAUGAAACUUGCCAUCAAUCUCGAGCUUAAAAACAUCAAAAUUUACAGUGAUUCCCACUUGGUGGUUGGACAAAUUGAAGGGACGUUCGAUAGGAAGAACGAGAAGAUGAGCUUAUACUGCUUGAAAGUGCAUGAUCUCCAGAGAAAGUUCAAGAGUUGUGAAAUUGUGAAAAUUACUCGGGCUGAGAAUUGUAAAGCCGAUGCCUUGUCAAGAUUGGUGUUCAUGGGGAUAGAUGAGCUUGACAGGACAGUUCACGUUAGAAUUGUAACUGAGCCACGCAUCAAUCAGACCGUAGGCAUCAUGGAUAUUGAUAAUGAGCCAUCGUGGAUGGAUUCAAUAGUGGACUUCAUAAAACAUGGCAAUCUUUCAGAAGAUCCUCGAGCAGCAAGAAGCAUCUGGUCCAAAGCUUCAAGGUAUUGCAUGAUUGAAGGAGUUUUAUUUCGCAGGAGCCUCACACUUCCAUACCUCAGAUGCCUUAGGCCUUCCGAAUCAUCCCCAGCCCUAGAAGAAGUUCAUGAAUGA